Caenorhabditis sp. 36 PRJEB53466 is the source of this 853-nucleotide messenger RNA. The record is from the annotation of a GenBank genome assembly. Lineage: Eukaryota; Metazoa; Nematoda; Chromadorea; Rhabditida; Rhabditidae.
AUGCGCAAAUUAGUGAUUCCAAAGUACUACGGACGUCCAUCGAUCGGAUUAGCCCUUUUCGGCUGCACAAAUCGACCGUUCUACCACGUUUGCGUCUUCCCGGACCGCGCAUUGGGUCGCCGUUACGAGAGUAACAUUCUCGAGCAGGUGAGGCUCCGAAAACGGAGAAACGCGUCGAUGUAGACAUAUAAAAUAUAGUACGAAUCGUAAAAACGCGAAAAAAGUUCAUAACACUUGAGAAAAAUGGAGAUCAGUGCCAAAAGGCUUGUAUUUUCGUAUUUUUGCAGGUGGGCACAUUUGACCCGCUUCCAAAUCAGAAGAACGAAAAGUUGGUGGCUCUCAACUUUGGCCGCCUCAAAUACUGGAUCGGCGAACGAAACGCGCACAUUUCGGUGCCAGUUCUUGAACUUCUCGGUUAGUUUUCAAUGAUAUCGCUCCACAAUUCUCUAAAUUAUAGGUCUCUCCGGUCUGUUCCCGAUCCAUCCGAAGUCGUUCAUCCGAGCCAAAGACAACAGAGCUCUGAUAGCCGAUCAGCAGCUGAAAGCAGUUGCGGUGGCUGCGGAAGCCGAAAAGGCAGUCGAGGAACAGGUUGGAAACGAACUUAUUUUCUGCGAAAAUCUGUGAAAAUCCAGUAUCUCGGGUGCAAAAUUCGCUUGUACAACACACAAACAGAUCGUUUUCACUUUUUCACUCCGAAAAGUCAACAUAUUAGGUUCGGAUUCCAGUGUUUGCCGACGGAUAUUCACUUUUCACUUUCCGUCUCGCCGUUUUUCUCGGCAAUUGUUAAAAUCUCUAAUUUUUCUUCAAAUUUCAGGCGUCGAGCAGUGCGCAGCCGUCCUCUUCCGCACAGUAA